UCUGGUGGAUAGUUGGGCUUACGCCCAUACCAUAAUAUUACGUUCGAUGGUUUACUCGGUUUAGUAAGUUAUGUGAACCGGUAGCGAUUGAAAUCAAAUUGGUUUUAAGACGACAUAGGUUUGCUGUGAUACUGAUACAUAGUCGGUUUAGGAGGAUAAUGUUUCCUUAUUUAUAUGAGAGACUUGUCGCCUAUUUUUCUCCACACGCAGAAAACUAAAAAACACUACUCUCUCCCUCUCUGAGUUCUCGCUGUGGUGAAAAUUGAGAAAAAUCAGAAUGGUGAAAAAAGGAGGCACGAGGAGGAAGAUUGAGAUCAAGAAGAUUACGAAGAAGACUUCUCUCAUGCCUAUUUGCACUAAACGCCGUGAAGGUCUCUUUAGCAAAGCCUCUCAGCUUUGUCUUCUCUCCGGUGCACAAAUCGCUAUCCUAGCGACUCCUCCUUCUUCUGAAUCCAACGUAUCCUUCUACUCUUUCGGUCACUCCUCCGUUGAUGGCAUUGUCUCUGCUUUUCUCUCCGGACAACGUCCUGUUCCUGUUCAGGAGGAUAACAAAGCGAUGAGGGAAGACGUUGGUAUCUGUUUGACUCGUAAGAAUCUAGGGUUAGGGUUUUGGUGGAAUAACGAGAGCCUUCCCAGAUCGGAGAAUCCCCAAGAGCUUAGUGACGCCAUCGAUUCCAUGUGGACGUUGUUGAGUAAUCUCAAGGAAUUGCGUGCGGAGGAAGCUUUAGUCAGUACACAAGCUUUAGUUAAUGAUCAUGAGGACCUGAAGAACAACGUGAAGAGAAUAAUUGUUUCUGACCACGGAGCUCAUGAUCAAACCCUAGAUCUUCAGUCCACUUCUGCAAUUUGUUGCAUCCCUGAUGAUUUACCUGAAAAUUUCAACGAGAUUACUCAAGAGCCAGAUCAAACCCUAAAUCUUCAGUCUAGUAAUUCUGCAAUUUGUUGCGUCCCUGAUGAAUCACCUGCAAAUUUCAACGAGAUCCCAGAAGAACAAGAUCAGAUUCUCUCGAUUUGUGGAAGUUUUUGUGUCACGGACAACAACAACAAUGCUUUAACUGAAGUAAACUUGGAUUAUGAUCAAGACAUGGAUAACAACAACAACAAUGUUUUACCUGAAGGAAACUUGGAUUAUGAUCUGGAGAUGGAUAUUGAUUUCGAGACUAAUUUUGAAAGAUCGCUAGAUGAUUGGUUUUCGAACAACACUCAUCAGGAACUUCAGGAGACUACUACUGCAACUCUUUUGACCAAUUCCGAAGCUGUAGUUGAUGAUCAUGUCUCUGUUGAUGAUCAUGUCUCUGUUGAUGAUCAUGUCUUGGUGGAUCCAAAUCUUUUGUCUGAUUUUGAGGGCCUUGAAGAUUCAGAUUUGAUGUUUCAGAGAUGUUUGGAUGGAGAUGAUCUACGAUUCUCUGAUUUUUUCCACGACUUUGCAAACACUAUUGCAGCACUUUGAAGAUAAUCUCUCUGCAUCUUCUUUCAAAUUAACUUCUAGUUACUUCUUUAUUUGUAUGUAUGUUUUGGUUAUGUUAAAUUUGGUUAGCGAUAUGUCUUAUUGAUGUAACGAAUGAAGUGUCUGGUUUGACCUCGAUCAGUUUUCCAUAUAUGAGGGAAAUUGAUCGAACUCAAACUGGUUCUGCUUCAGUUUGGUUUAGUGAUAACAUUUAAGUUCUGGUUUCAUGUUUUGUAUUUGUAGUCUACUCGGAUCAAAAGAGGAAAUAUCUUUAAU
Molecule: messenger RNA, 1723 nt
Organism: Arabidopsis lyrata subsp. lyrata
Lineage: Eukaryota; Viridiplantae; Streptophyta; Magnoliopsida; Brassicales; Brassicaceae
Product: agamous-like MADS-box protein AGL97
Exons: 1
Coding region: 278-1450 (390 amino acids)
Biological process (GO): positive regulation of transcription by RNA polymerase II
Molecular function (GO): DNA-binding transcription factor activity, RNA polymerase II-specific; RNA polymerase II cis-regulatory region sequence-specific DNA binding; protein dimerization activity
Source: RefSeq, a predicted model, not a curated record